UGUGCCGCCCAUAAGUGCAGCAUCAUCAUUGCAGCCCAUCAGUUCCGCCUAUCAGUGCAGCAUCAUCAGUGUCGCCUAUCUGUGCCCAUCAGUGCUGCCUAUCCAUGCCGCCUAUCAGUGCCACCUAUCAGUGCUGCCUAUCAGUGCCACCUGUCAGAGUCCAUCAGUGCCAGCUGAAUAGUGCCACGUGCCAGUGCCCAUCAGUGCCACAAUGCCAAAUAUCAGUGCACAUCAAUGCCACAUAUCAGUGCCCAUCUGAGCUGCCCCCCAGUGUCACCCAUCAAUGCCUAUCAGUGCUGCCAAUCAGUGCCACCUUUCAGUGCCAGUCAGUGCCGCCUAUCAGUGCUGCCUUUCAG
Molecule: messenger RNA, 356 nt
Organism: Staurois parvus
Lineage: Eukaryota; Metazoa; Chordata; Amphibia; Anura; Ranidae
Source: the annotation of a GenBank genome assembly